CAGUCUGGCUCUGCCUGACCUCUGUGCUCCCAGGGAGCCCAGCUGAGUUCAUCAUGAACAUGAGCAAUGCGGGAGCUGGUGCCCUCUCGGUGACCACUGACGGCCCCUCCAAGGUGAAGAUGGAUUGCCAGAAGUGCCCUGAGGGCUACCGUGUCACCAUUACCCCCAUGGCACCUGGCAGCUACCUCAUCUCCAUCAAGUAUGGCGCCCUACCACAUUGGGAGCAGCCCCUUCAAAGCCAAAGUCACAGCCAAUCCCAGGUGCCCUGGGCCCGCUGCUGAACACAACUCAACUGUGCCCCUGCCAUGGACUCCCACACCAACCUGUGUCUCUGACUGAAGACUGCCCCAAAC
Callithrix jacchus (white-tufted-ear marmoset) is the source of this 353-nucleotide messenger RNA. NCBI's taxonomy places the organism in Eukaryota, Metazoa, Chordata, Mammalia, Primates, Cebidae. The record is from RefSeq and is a predicted model, not a curated record.